CUUGCCCCAACGCUGGAACAGCAGCUAGAAACGAUUAAGAAAAACUGAGAGAAUCCACUAAGAUGCGCUCCUUCGCUAUUGUGAUUUUGGCCUUGGCCUCGGUGGGAUGGGCCACCCCCUUGAGCAACUCCUAUCUGCCGCCCCAGGUGGGUGCCCAGAGUGGGUACAGUGCAGCGGCCUCCAGCUCCUCGGGAUCCUAUGCCGCUCCAGCGGCCACCUUUGUCCGAAAGGCAGCUUCUGCCAGGCAGUACGUGGCUCCAGCCGCAUCCCACGGUAGCUACAGCUCGGCAGGCUCCUCCUACUCCACUCCAGCUGUUUCGCAUGCAUCGUACUCCGCUCCAGCUGUUUCCCAUGCAUCGUACUCCGCUCCAGCUGCCUCCCUAGGAUCCUACUCCUCCGCCUCCCACACCAGCUACUCCGCUCCAGUGGCCGCCGUGCCCUCCAGGAAAUACAUAGCUCCGGCUGCAGUGUCCCAUAGCAUUGUGUCCGCCGCUCCCGCGGUUUCCCACAAGAGCUAUGCUGCUCCAGCCGUGUCCCAUGGAUCGUACUCCUCGGCCGGCAGUUCCCAUGGCUCCUAUUCCGCUCCAGCUGCCUCCCAUACGAGCUACUCCGCUCCGGUGGCUGCUCCUUCCAGGCAAUAUCUGGCUCCGGCUGCAUCCCAGACCAGCUAUAGCUCCGUGGGAUCAUCCCAUGGAUCUUCCUACUCCGCACCAUCCAUUUCCCAUGGAUCAUCUUACUCCGCUCCAGCUGUUUCCCGUGUGUCAUCUUACUCCGCUCCAGCCAUUUCUCAUGGAUCUUCCUACUCCGCUCCAGCCGUCUCCCGUGUAUCAUCCUACUCUGCUCCAGCCGUAUCCCAUGGAUCUUCCUACUCUGCUCCAGCCGUAUCCCAUGGAUCAUCUUACUCCGCACAAGCCGUUUCCCAUGGAUCAUCCUACUCCGCACCAGCUGCUGCAGCUUCCCAUGUCUCCUACUCGGCGCCCGUGGCUUCCAGGAAGAGCUAUGCCGCCCCAGCCGUCUCCCAUGUGAGUUACUCCGGAUCGGGAUCGGGAUCGGGAUCCAGCCAUGGCUCUAGCUAUACCGGAUCUAGCCACGGAUAUGGCUCUGGAACCAGCCUGGGCUCCCUUCAAGGAUCUGGCCUGCGAGGUGGCUUCGGAUCUGGGCACAAAUCUGGUUCCUACGCUUCCAAUGGAGGCUAUGAAUACCGCCUGAAGCAUUAAAGGGAUCUCAA
Drosophila rhopaloa is the source of this 1228-nucleotide messenger RNA. RefSeq names its product endochitinase A. The transcript is spliced from 2 exons. The record is from RefSeq and is a predicted model, not a curated record. The coding region runs from base 63 to 1217 and encodes 384 amino acids. Gene Ontology annotation, molecular function: transcription coactivator activity. Gene Ontology annotation, biological process: positive regulation of transcription by RNA polymerase II. Gene Ontology annotation, cellular component: RNA polymerase II transcription regulator complex. NCBI's taxonomy places the organism in Eukaryota, Metazoa, Arthropoda, Insecta, Diptera, Drosophilidae.